AUGUCCUGGACCAAUCUCCCUCCCGAGCUUGUUGACAAGGUACUUUCCGAUAACGGCCUUCGAAAGCGCGACCUAGCCAACCUCGCACGAGUAAAUCGAAGUACCUAUCCAGUCGUGUUAAAAUGGCUCUAUCGAGAUGUUAAGCUCCAUGGUUCUGGACAGCGCCAAGAUCAGCAGGUCCUGAAUCUGUUCGACCGAGCUCUUACCGAAUCCCCGCGACUAGCAGCUGCCACCAAGUCCCUAACUAUCAACGCUUUUCUUCCCAAUGAAGAUAAACUCCUCCGCUCCAAAUCAAUUCUGGGGAAACUCUAUGCACUUCAGACUCUAUCACUGGCUUUCUAUGGCCAGGGAUAUUUCGAUGCGAGCUUCGUCCAAAAUAUUAUCCCGACCGGGCUCAAAGCGAGCGCUAAUACGCUAGCUCAAACACAAUGCAUAAAGAUAUCCGACCCAGAACUAACCUUUGGCGACAUUGUCAAACUGAUGUGGCUUCCAAAGGUACAGAGUUUAUCCGUGAAAUGUCAUCGGAAAAUAGAGAACAGUGGAUUAGCCGUCUUACCGUCUACAGCAAGCCUUCGAUUUCCUCUAAAGAAUCUAACUGUGGCCAUUUCUGCCGAUUGCAAUCAGGAACUGCUGAAUGUCUUACCAUUUUGCUUUGCUCUGGAGAGUUUCACCUGCAACGUAUCCUCCAUGUGCAAUGUGAACGACGAUCUAAUAUCUCCUGCUGGGCUGUCUCAAGCUCUGAUGCCCUGUCAAAAAACACUCAUCGCGAUGGAAUUCAACAGCGAUAGAUUAGGACACAUUGAUGAUUCACGACUUGACCUAAGCUGCUUUGGAAAUUUGAGAUCGCUGAAGGCCAACAGUUUGUUACUAUUCGGAGAGGACGAGGGAGACGAUCCAGCCUGUCGGAAUGGUCUUUAUGCUCGCCUGCCAUCCUCACUGGAAAAACUAGAGGUGUGUAAUCCUUGA
Messenger RNA from Penicillium daleae, 966 nucleotides. RefSeq lists its product as uncharacterized. NCBI's taxonomy places the organism in Eukaryota, Fungi, Ascomycota, Eurotiomycetes, Eurotiales, Aspergillaceae. Bases 1 to 966 code for a protein of 321 amino acids. The transcript has a single exon. The record is from RefSeq and is a predicted model, not a curated record.